Molecule: messenger RNA, 2063 nt
Organism: Cajanus cajan (pigeon pea)
Lineage: Eukaryota; Viridiplantae; Streptophyta; Magnoliopsida; Fabales; Fabaceae
Gene: WTF9
Product: Ubiquitin carboxyl-terminal hydrolase family protein
Molecular function (GO): RNA binding
Source: RefSeq, a predicted model, not a curated record
AAAAAAACAAGGGGGAGUGUAUUUAACAAACAGAGGAAGUGCAAGUAGCAGUACCCAUGAGAAACAAUUUUUCACCCAACACACCAAAUUUUCUAUUUCAUUUCCCACUCCACAAAGCCCACACAGAUCAAUCCAUUCAGCCCAAUUCCUCCGCCACCCAACUCGAGCACAAUCUAAUUCCCAAAUUUCCACCCCACACGACCAAAGACGCGAACGGUGGUGGCGAUGAGUGAACGAAGCGGUUUCUGAAACCUUCAUUCAGAUUAGAAAGUUUGCUUUGGGAGGAUUGAAGUUCCGGAUUGAACUUUGGAAGGAAAUUCUAUUUCGUCACCGUUGUUAGCUAUUCUGAGCCAAUCUUCAGGUCAAACUCACUCUUGUGCUCUAUCUCUUCCUAGACAAUACUAAGCUCUCUCCCGACGUAGUUGUCGAUCACUAACCAAGUAUUUUUGUUAGCUGCACCGUUCAUUUCAGUGGAAACUGCUAACUUGAAGUAUUUUUCACUCAAUGUUCUUCAACUUCAAGAAAUAUGCAGCUGAAACAAUCAAACUCUCCUUAAAAUACAAGGUCCAUAGACUUCCUUUUGUGUACAUCCGGAGGUACAGUUAUGUGAAUGUGUAUAUGAAAUGGAAAAAGGAUUCGUACUAUGACUCAAUUGAGCUCAUCCAUGAGUCUAUUCAGCUCAAGCCAAUCAUUGCCCUAAAAAAUUGUAUUGUCCAGGAUCCAAAUGGGUGCAUUCCGAUCUCUGCUGUGUCAAAGAGGGGAUUGGAGUUAGAUGUGCCCAUGAAGGUUGCAAGAUUUAUGAGGCAAUAUCCGUCCAUUUUUCAGGAGUUUACAGGUCCCAAAUACAAUCAUCCAUGGUUCAGGUUGACACCAGAAGCUGCCGAGAUUGACGGAGAUGAGAAGAGAGUAUAUGAAGAAUGCAGGGAGGACUUAAGGUCCAGGUUGAGGAAGAUGAUAUUGAUGACCAGAGAGAAUGUUUUACCUUUAAAGAUAAUUCAAGGGAUGCAGUGGUAUUUGGGGUUGCCUAAUGAUUUUCUGCAGCACCCAGAACAAAAUCUUGAUGAAUCUUUCAGGUUUGUAGAGAUGGAAGAUGGAUUGAAGGGGUUGGCUCUUGACAGCGGAGAAAAGAUUUAUUCUGUAAUGGAGAAAAAUGCCUUGAAAAGAGGUUUGUACUCUGGGGGUCCAAUGGAAGCCAUUGAAUUUCCAUUUUUUCCAUCAAAGGGUUUAAGGUUGAGGAGGAAGAUUGAGAACUGGCUACAUGAAUUUCAGAAGCUUCCUUAUGUUUCACCUUACGAUGAUUUUUCAAACUUGCAUCCAGACAGUGACAUAGCAGAGAAAAGACUUGUGGGAGUUCUUCAUGAACUACUUUCCCUUUUUGUCGACCAUUCAGCCGAGAGGAAGAAGUUGUUUUGCCUUAAGAAGUACUUUGGGUUGCCACAGAAAGUGCAUAGAGCGUUUGAGCGACAUCCCCAUAUGUUUUAUCUAUCUUUCAGCAACAAAACUUGUACAGUCAUUCUAAAGGAAGCUUACAACAAUAAUUCGGCCAUUGAGAAGCAUCCUUUAUCGAAGGUGAGGAAGAAGUACAUCAAGUUGAUGAAGAAAUCGAAAGUAAUUUUAAGGAACAGGAGGCUGAAUAGUCAAUUCUCUAAUUGUAAUGCAAAAUUGGAUUUAAAUUCAAAUGAUUUAGAUGAAAAGGGAUGUGAGAUAGCAAGUUGCACUUUGGAACAGGUUAUGUGAAAAUUUAUAAAAGUAGGCUUAAGAUUGCUUUAUCAACAGAGAAAGAGACAACUAGCUGCUGAUUAUCAAAAGUUGAAAAUGGUCGCUCAUCUAGCGGUAUGCUAGCCUUGAGGUAUUUUUUCAAUUUCAUCUCUCUAAACCCUAAACCCAUACACACACGGUUGUGAUUAGUUUAUGUAAAAAACUGGAUUAACUCUUGAAUUCUUUAACCUAGCACAUUUUUAGGUGUUUUAACUGUUUUACGUUUGUGGUGUGGCUAUGUAUGCUACUAUACUCUGUGCCCGAACUUGUUAACAUACAAUAACAUUGUAUUUAUUCUUUGGCAA